AUGCCACCAAGAGACAUUACCGGACGAAGUUCGGUCCUGGAUGAGUUUAAGCGCAAGACCUACCUAACUUACCAGCGCUACCUCGACAAGAGUGUGCCACACCGUUCAAUGCGAUGGGCCAUGUUUACCUUUCUGCUGAUUUUUUAUAUGCUCCGUGUUUUCGUCCAUGGCGGGUUUUAUGUCAUCACUUACGGCAUGAGCAUUCACCUACUGUACCUCUUGCUGCUACUCAUCACGCCCCUCGCGGAGGACGAGUUCACGGAAGACUCCCCGCUGCCAAGGACGGCCGCUGGUGAUGGGGAGUUUCGUCCUUUCGUUCCACGCGUGCAGGAGUUUGUGGUGUGGAAGAGCAUGUUCAAGGUUGUAUCAAUCUGCCUCUUCCUGACGCUGUUUAACUUUCUGGACGUCCCCGUCUUUUGGCCAAUUCUUCUGAUGUACUUUAUCAUCCUGACAGUGACGCAGAUGGGCGGUCGCAUUAAGCACAUGAUAAAACACCGCUACGUCCCAUGGAACGCGGGGAAGCCCAAGUACGUGGAAAAAGCCACCACAUAG
Trypanosoma conorhini is the source of this 552-nucleotide messenger RNA. Its product is annotated as endoplasmatic reticulum retrieval protein. NCBI's taxonomy places the organism in Eukaryota, Euglenozoa, Kinetoplastea, Trypanosomatida, Trypanosomatidae. Bases 1 to 552 code for a protein of 183 amino acids. Gene Ontology annotation, biological process: retrograde vesicle-mediated transport, Golgi to endoplasmic reticulum; protein retention in ER lumen. The record is from RefSeq and is a predicted model, not a curated record. Gene Ontology annotation, cellular component: Golgi membrane. The transcript has a single exon.